UGUGGGACUAGGGAUGCGUAUACAGAAGCUCCGUAGUAUCAGCGCAUAGUUUGACCAGACUGACCCACAGCAUUUACCAGUACAUUUGAUACUGUAACCUUUUCGUAUCAGGUUCCAACUACAAAUGACAAACCCCUCUCUUUGGUCAGCUAUAACAAUGAAGGGUGCAUGUGCGACCCUUGUGGUACUCCUGGGACAGUUUACCGUAGGCAGUUACUACACCUUAAAUGUAACACUGGUAGCCAUGAAAGCAACGUUCAACUAUACACAGACUGAAGUGUCUUUCGUCAUGUCCUCAUUUCUACUUGGAUUCGGUACUGGAGUGUACACAGGGGCCGUGCUGGACAGAAUAGGACCCAAGUGGACCUCGCUGAUUGGCAUAGCUAUGACCACUCCAGGCCUUGGACUGAUGUACAUCGCUUCUGUCACAGUUGACUUCUUCCGUGACAAAUCGUGGCUUAUGACUAUUUUUGCUUUCAUUGCUGGUCAAGGUAGCUUCGUGACAUUCACCGUUACCUGGACGACAGGUGCACGAAAAGCUGAUCCACGAGUUAGGGGGAUAUUGAUGGGUGUUUACAAAGCCACACUUCUUGGGAGUCCGGUUUUCUUCACCUAAUCUAUGACGUAUAUUUCAGGAAUGAUCAGAUUGAAGACCCAAAGAAGCAAAACUUUCAAGGUUAUAUUUUGUUCGUGAUGAUAAUGCUUGUGACUGUGGAUAUUUUAGCGAUAUGUCUGUUGACGGAUGAUAGCAUAGGAACUAUUGAUACCAACAAUGGUAAGGAAAUCGAAAUGGAGAUAGGUACAUACGGAACUAUCCCUGAUGCAACUGAUGGUGAUACUCUGGAAGAAAACAAACCAAUGUGUACAACUGAUGAGGCCAAGGAUGAACUCUUUUCAAGCGACGAUGAGGCCGAUCCGAAAUCCAAAUAUAAAUAUUUCUUUUGCUCGGAAAAUAAAAUGGAUGAACAUGAAAUAGAUGAUGAUAAAUCUAAUGAAACUGUUAAAUUCAACAGGGAUACAGAUUUAUUGAUUUCUGGGAACAAGAAUGACGUUUCUGAAGAACAUGACCAGAAAGACCCUUCUAUCAACACGUGUUAUUCUUUUCCCGACUCUAAGUUAAACAGUGAGUGUGAACCAAGUGAACAAAUAUACAGGUCUGAUGCUGAUCUUUCCAACUAUGAUGACAAAUCAUCACCGUCAUCAUCAGCUUCAUCAUCUGAUAAUGUCUUAAAAGAAAACAUUCCACUCAUGACUCAAAGAAUGUCUGAACAUGUUCCAAUAUUGAAACUCCUGAAGACGGCAUCUUUUCAUGCAGUACUCUGGAUAAUUUCAUUGAGUAUGGCAACCGACACCAUUGUCUACAGCAACAUACCCGUUAUCACCCAGAGUGUCAACCUUCAAUAUUUCGAUACACCAACAAUGAUCACAAGUCGUGUAUGUAUCUGCGGCAGUGCUUUAUUCUCUGGUAUUUUCUACAAUUACUUCAACGAUCAACGAAGUAUCUACACCGUGAUGUUUGCUGCAGUGUCUGCAUUGUUGUUGGCCAACACGAUGUUGUUGAUCUCCACCGAACACCCUGCGAUUCUUAUAAUAGCUGCUGGACUUAUUGGAUCAGCCACUGGAGUCAUGUGGGUUCUAGGUGCAGGUUUAGUGUUGACAGCGUUUGGACAUAAAGACUAUGGUAGAAACUGGGGCUUUGUCAUCAUGGUGUCUUUUAUUGUGUCUGAAUGUCUGACUCCGAUCAUCGGGAAGAUGUAUGACGCCAAGGUAGCUCAGUCAGACUCAAACGUUUGCUACGGAGGUCAGUGCACUAGGCAAUGGUUCAUUCUCUUGCUUGGUGGUUUAAUAGUGUCAUUUGUCUUGUGCAUUUGGCAACUGAUAACCUCGUGGAAAAAGGCUGUUUAGCAACGAUUCCGUUUUACUAUUUUGAUACAGUAACUGAAUAGAUCCACAACUGCAAUAUGUUGAACCAUGCACCCUACUUUAGCCAGGAAUGGAUUACUUUAUAGAACAUAAGAAAGGACCACUGACCGGUUCUUGUCAGAAAAAAUAAAGAAUUAUUGGCUUA
Molecule: messenger RNA, 2068 nt
Organism: Haliotis rubra (blacklip abalone)
Lineage: Eukaryota; Metazoa; Mollusca; Gastropoda; Lepetellida; Haliotidae
Exons: 4
Coding region: 694-1905 (403 amino acids)
Biological process (GO): transmembrane transport
Cellular component (GO): membrane
Molecular function (GO): transmembrane transporter activity
Source: RefSeq, a predicted model, not a curated record